CAGAAGUUCUUGUGCACAACCAGUUGUUAAGCUUUUAUUCUGAAAAUCCUUCAUGACGACAUCCGGGACUACCGCCCAUUAGUAUCAUUAAAGUGGCUAUUGACGCCGUUAACAUGUAUUACAUAUAAAGUUAUGAAAGAGAUAAGGAGGAGAAAAGGCAUGUGGAAGUAAGCAAUGAAUAUAAAAUGUUGAAAUCCUCUGUUUAACGCGAUGUCGGACACAGACGAACGAGGGGGCAAGUCCCCUACGUCACUACAGCUCACAGAGAGGAAGAGCGAACAGCGAGCAAGCGGGACUCCUGUUGUAAUCGGACAUAUUCAGACAUGAAAACCAGAACACAGAACUGAAUCGGCUGGGAGACUGAGAUAGUCGUGCGACGGAGUGGAAUGGCGUCUUUGAGUCCUGGAGAAGAGGAUAUGGAAAGUGCAUCUGAAGGAGAAGGAGGAUGGAGUGAAGUAAGGAAAAAGACUUCAAGAAAGAAGAUAGACAUGUCAAGUGACAGUCUUAGUGAAUCUGAUUCACGGAAUGAGUUGAAGAGAGUAAAGAAAAAGAAUGAGAAUGAAGAUUGGAAAGUGAUUGUGGAGUUUGGUGAGCAAACCGCAGCUAAGCUACAUCCAGUGGCCCUGACUAAAGCAAUUCACAAAGAAAUUGGAUCGAUAAAGCAAGCAAGAUUCCUGAGCAAAGGACGGAUGUUGAUUGAAUUGAUGAAUGCAAAACAACAGGAAAAGUUACUGAAAAUGAAGACCCUGAAUGAAGUUCGAAUUAAAUGCCAUGUUCCUGGAGCAAAUCGGAAAAUACUUGGAGUUAUCAGUGGAGUUCCCAUAGAAAUCGGCAUAGAAGAGCUCAAGAAAGAAAUUAAAGGGGGGAAAGUGUCUGUAGUUAAGCGUCUUCCUACUAGGUAUCAGGGUAAGAUAGUGGAUAGUUUGUCUGUUCUUCUUCAGUUUGAAGAAACAAUUCAACAGAAGAUAAUGAUCGGUUGCAUGAGCUUUCCAGUAAGAGAAUUCAUCCCUAAACCUCUGCGGUGCUUUAAAUGCCAAAGGUUUUGGCAUGUGGCAGACAAGUGCAAAGCAACUAAGCCCAGGUGUCCAACAUGUGCGGGGGAACAUGAAUAUGGUAGUUGUGCUGCAGGUGCUAAGGUGAAAUGUUGUAACUGUGGUGGGGAACAUAGUGCUGCGUAUCAGGGCUGCGAAGUGCAGAAAAAGGCCAAGGAGGUGCAGAGAUUCAAAGUGCAAAAUAAAGUCUCAUAUGCAACAAACAAAAAAGAGGUCAAGACUGAAAACAAUAGUGGAAGCAGCAGGUGAAUUUUUGGGGAUAAAGGAUAUAACCGUUGAAAUUAUGCAUGAUAUGCUAGCCCCCAAUAAUGAUGAUUCACAGAUUAGUGAGUAGAUGAAUGGUUUUUCUCAUUCUGCAGUGGAAUGCUAGAAGCCUUAUUGCAAAUGGACAAGAAUUCAAGACUUAUAUAUAUCAGUUAAAAGAAAAACCAGAUGUUAUUUGUAUUCAAGAAACAUGGCUGAAGACUCAUUUGGACUUCAUAAUUGGGGGAUAUACUGCUAUAAGACAAGAUAGAAAUGAUGGCCAGGGAGGGGGAUGUGCAAUCUUUAUCAGAGAAGUAAUGUCUUAUAGUAGGCUAACAUUUAAGAACAGUCAUGAUUUAGAAAUAGUGGGUGUAGAAGUUUGGAUUAAUAAAAGGAAAAUUAGUGUCCUGAAUUUUUAUAAUCCAUGUAAUAAACUCAAGAUAGAGGAAUUAGACAGUCUUUGCCAAGGAAAUGAAAUAAUAUGGUGUGGUGAUUUUAAUGCACAUAAUACAAUGUGGGGAGGGAGAUCAACAGAUUACAACGGACAGGUGGUGGAAGACUUAAUGGAGGCAAAGGAAUUUGUUUGUUUAAAUAAUGGGCAAGGUACAAGACUCAAUUUUAGAGAUGGAACAGAGUCUGCGAUCGACCUAACUCUUGUAACAAGUGAAUUAGCUUCGGGUAGCAGUUGGGAAGUAUUGGCAAAUAACAGUAUUGGGAGUGAUCAUCUUCCGAUUAUAAUCAAGUUUGAUAUUAGUAAUGUGGUUGAGCUAGAUGGUAUCAUGAGAUGGACCUUUUCUAAAGCAAAUUGGGAGAUGUUUGCUAAAUUGUGUGAUAAAGAAUUUGAUCAGAUUGAUAUGGCAGGAAGUAUUGAUGAAAUAAAUGAACAAUUUACUUCAAAUAUAAUUAAAAGCGCUAAUCAAACUAUUGGGAAUAAAACUGGUAAACUUAGUAAAUGUGUUAAGAUGGUACCGUGGUGGAACAAAGAAUGUAAUGAUGCAAUUCGAAACAAAAUCAGGCUGUUUGGAAAGCUAAGAAAGACACAUUCAUUACACAAUUUAUUAGAAUAUAAAAAGGCACAGGCUCAGGUAAGGAACAUUGUUAAAAGAGCAAAAAGGGAGUGUUGGAGAGGAUUCUGUUCAAGUAUUGGGAGAACUACACCAUUAGAUAAAGUAUGGGGAAUGGUUAAGAAGAUGAGGGGAAUAAGACAGCAGAGUAACCUGCCAGUGUUAGAGAAUGGAGGGGAAAUUGCCACCGGUGCUAUGGAGAAGGCAGAAAUUCUAGCUAAGAAUUUUGUCAAAGUUCAUUCUUCGGAAAAUUUGACAGAAGAAGGUAAGAUCAGGAGGCAGGAAGUGUUAGAUGAACAUCCUAAUGUAUAUGAAGAUAGACAUUCGUCGCAGAGUGUUGUAAAUAUACCUUUUUCUAUUCAAGAGGUGAGAAGAGCAUUAAGUAAGUGUAAAAUGACUGCUCCUGGGAAAGAUAAUGUAUGCUAUAUAAUGUUGACCAAAUUAAGUGAUUUUGCAUUAGAAAAGCUGCUGGAGAUGUACAAUAAGAUUUGGGAGAAAGGGAAGCUGCCACUAAUAUGGAAAGAGUCUGUCAUUAUUCCUAUUAGAAAACCUGGGAAAGAUCCAACCAGUCCAGGCAGUUAUAGACCUAUAGCUCUGACAUCGCACUUGUGUAAAGUUAUGGAAAGAAUGAUAACAGAAAGGCUGACAUACUACAUUGAGAAAAAUGAACUAAUGACUCCUUAUCAGAGUGGGUUUAGAAGAGGGCGGAGUACUUUAGAUCCAUUGCUGUGCCUGGAGUCUGAAGUCAGGAAAGCACAAGCGAAUAAGGAGUGUGUUGUAGCUGUAUUCUUUGAUGUGGAAAAAGCUUACGAUAUGAUGUGGAAGGAAGGAUUAUUAAUAAAACUGGACAUUAUGGGUCUGGGAGGUAAUGUAUAUAAUUGGAUUAUGGAUUUUUUGUUUGGCCGUGCCAUCAGAGUCCGAGUUGGCAAUUCAUAUUCUCGAAGGCAUGACGUUGAAAAUGGAACCCCGCAGGGGAGUGUAAUUAGUCCUCUUUUGUUUUCUAUCAUGAUAAAUGAUAUAUACACACAAGUAGGAUCUGAUAUUGGUAAGUCACUUUUUGCAGAUGAUGGAGCUAUUUGGAAAAGGGGCAGAAAUGUAAAAUAUAUUGUAGCUAAGAUUCAGGAAGCCAUUACGGAAAUUGAAAGCUGGUCUCUGACAUGGGGGUUUAGAUUGUCGGUGGAAAAAACUGAAACUUUAUUUUUUACGAGGAAAAGGAUAAGUGAGGAGGUUAGGUUAAAACGUUAUGGACAAGAUAUAAAGAAAGUGAAGACAUUUAAAUUUCUGGGAAUAUGGUUGGACGAGAGAGUCACAUGGAGUACGCACAUUGAUAAAGUAGUGGAUAAAUGUAAAAGGGUUUUAAAUGUUAUGAGGUGCUUGGCAGGCACUAAGUGGGGGGCUGAUAAAGCUGCUUUGAGGAACGUAUACACAGCCUUAAUAAGAUCAGCCAUAGAAUACGGACUAAUAGUGUAUGGUUCAGCUGCAUAUUCUUCUCUUCAAAAAUUAGAUAGAGUCCAGGCACAAGCACUAAGGAUAUGCUGUGGGGCAGUCAGAUCUACACCAGUGUCUGCACUUCAGGUAGAGGUCGGAGAAAUACCAAUUUCUUUGAGGAGAAAACAGUUAAUUGUUCAUUACUGGGCAAAUCUUCAGGGCCAUAAAGAUACUCACCCUACCAAACAAACUGUACAAACAAGUUGGGAAAGUAACAAAAUAAAAAAAGAAAGUUUUUGUGUUUGUGUUUCGGAAAUAUGUAAGGAAUUCAAAGUUAAAGAAUGGAGUAUUAGUCCGACGGUGGUGUUAUCAGCUGUUCCACCAUGGUUGCUACCUCAACCUAUAGUAGAUUUAUCACUAUUGAAACGGUUACAUUCAAUGAAAAACAAAAUCAAUGUACAGGCUUAUGUGAACACUGUUCUACAUGAACAAUAUGGGCAGUUUAUACAAAUAUUUACUGAUGGAUCCAAAGAUCCAGAAAAUGGUCUAACUAGUUGUGCAUUUUAUGUUCCUGAAUUAAAAGUAAAAGUGGGAAAGCGUACGAGUGAUCACAUGGCAGUAUAUACAGUAGAGAUGAUGGCUAUCUCACUAGCACUUCAGUGGGUAGAGGAAAUACAGCCAAUGCGAGUGGUCAUUUGCUCUGACUCCAGUGCAGCUCUGGAGAGCAUAAACAACUUCUCUUCAGAAUGUCGUCAGGAUAUUUUACAUGAAAUUUUACACAUCAUGUUUAGGUUAGUUCAUCUGGGAAUUGUUGUUCAAUUUGUGUGGGUUCCAGCGCAUGUGGGUAUUAGAGGGAAUGAAGUAGUGGAUCAACUGGCAAAAUGUGGUUUGAAAGCAAACCAGAUUGAUAUAAUUGUACCCAUCAGUCGAUCAGAAGUCAAAUCUGUUACAAAAGUGGUUAUCAAGCAACAAUGGCAAAAACUAUGGGACAGUAACAUCAAAGGAAGACAUUUAUACCAGAUACAAAGGGAAGUAGGAACAAGAAGCACUUGGGGGAGUAGUAGAAGAGAACAGAGCAUUAACAGCAGGAUAAAAUUGGGACACUCUGGAUUAAACUCAUCACUGCAUCUGAUUGGGAAACAUCCAAAUGGCAAUUGUGAUGGUUGCCAACAACCAGAGACAAUACAGCAUGUAUUUUUUAGCUGCCCGGAAUAUACAAGGCAAAGACUCAUUCUGAAAACUGCACUGGAACAACUCAACAUCAAGGACAUGGAUUUCAAAUCAAUAUAUGAAAGUAAAUCAAGAAAUGAAGCAAACAAGCUGAUCUUCAAAUUCCUCAAAAGCACUGGUUUGAGGACAAGGAUUUAAUAUGAACAUUUAAUAACUCAACAGUAGGUGGCGAUAUAUGCUCCAAGUGGAAGCGAUUCACCAUUAAAGAGAAGAAGAAGAAGAAGAAGAAGAAGCGAGCAAGCGGGAAGGACGAAUGCUUGUAAGCUCUCUUCUGCACGGCCAGCACCUGGGAGAGGAAGCUGCAGACUUUCUCUCCUGUCGAACAAUAUCCUGUUUGUGACUUUACCGCGCCUUUUUAUUAAUUAAAGUACCAAAUUUGAACCUCCAGAGACUCCAUUUAGUCUCCUUUUUAAGCUUCUCUUUCCUGGACGCUGAGAAUAAGAACACAGUUAACAAUUGGUUUGACACCUGACGUGAUUCUUGUUGAACCGGAUAGACUACAUAGCCGGCUGUUGCCCGGAGCCGCUGGCAACCCGUUCGACACACAGAGAGCUCAAACCACGGUAAAGAAGAAGCCUGUUACG
Messenger RNA from Gymnodraco acuticeps, 5601 nucleotides. RefSeq lists its product as uncharacterized. The transcript has 2 exons. Bases 387 to 1301 code for a protein of 304 amino acids. NCBI's taxonomy places the organism in Eukaryota, Metazoa, Chordata, Actinopteri, Perciformes, Bathydraconidae. The record is from RefSeq and is a predicted model, not a curated record.